Molecule: messenger RNA, 1104 nt
Organism: Prunus armeniaca (apricot)
Lineage: Eukaryota; Viridiplantae; Streptophyta; Magnoliopsida; Rosales; Rosaceae
Source: the annotation of a GenBank genome assembly
AUGGCACACCUUUCUCUUUCCUCUCUCUCUUCUGCUUCCUACUCACCUUCUUGUCCGCUAAUUCACCGGCGAAUCUUCGCGGUUGCUUCUAGAAUCCAAGCUUCUUCUUCUUCUUCUUCUUCAUCAAUCUCCAAUUCGAAUUCGACCCCCAAAGUCGUCGUGACCAGAGAGCACGGCAAGAAUGGCAAGCUCAUCAGCUCUCUGGCCAAGCAGGGAAUCAGCUGUUUGGAGCUUCCCCUCAUUCAGCAUACACGGGGGCCUGAUCUGGAUAGACUUCCUACUGUAUUAAGCGCAGAUACUACAUUUGACUGGAUUGUCAUAACUUCUCCUGAAGCGGGUUCAGUCUUCUUAGAGGCAUGGAAGGCAGCUGGAACUCCAAAUGUUAAGGUAGGUGUCGUGGGGGCUGGUACAGCAAGCAUUUUUGAGGAAGUAAUACAGUCAUCAAAACAAUCCCUCAAUGUUGCCUUUGUGCCAUCAAAAGCAACAGGCAAGGUUUUGGCUUCAGAACUUCCUAAGAAUGGGAAUAAAAAGUGCACUGUUUUAUAUCCUGCUUCUGCAAAGGCCAGCAAUGAGAUUGGCGUCCCUCCUCCUGCUUCUCAAUCAUUGCCUCACUCUGGUCUAAUGUGGACAUGUGGACUUUGUUAUGUUUGUCUGAACCUUUUUAUUAUAGGUUGCAGGUCUGCAGUUGCCCCUGUUCAUAAUGUCGAUCAAAUGGUUUUGAAGCUGGCACUUUCGGCCCCUGUCAUUGCAGUUGCUUCUCCUUCUGCCAUUCGUGCCUGGGUCAAUAUUAUUUCAGAGUUAGAGCAAUGGAACAAUUCAGUUGCCUGUAUUGGUGAGACAACUGCUAAGGCUGCUAAGAAAUUAGGCUUGAGAAAUGUUUACUACCCAGCAAACCCAGGUCUUGAAGGCACGAAGAACAAACACAUGGAUGGCGAAAUUUCACAAUUUCUGCAUAAACCAGCUGCAAAGCAAGGAUUUAAUAUUCUGCAAGCAGUGGGACGGAAAGCUUCCUCUAAGCGGCCUGUGAAGAGGCUGUUGGGAUCAAAUGUGGAAGAGAAAGCUUGUUCUCUUAGAUGUAUAAUUCGUUAUUUAGAUAAAAGGUAG